UAGAUUCAUGGUCAAAUAUGAAAUACGGGCAUUUAACUUUCCUUGUCUUUCUGUCUUUUUGGGGAAUAACUUUGGUUAUCAGUGAUCUGUAUCUCUCGGUCCAUAGGCUGGAAGAGCUGGCCAAGUACGAGCCCGCUCUACUGGCUGGAAUUAAGAAGUAUGUAGAUGCUCAACCUUUGGGAGUCCCAGCCAACAUCGUAAGAUUUAUAAAUGAAACCGAAGCAAUUAUUUCAAACAAGAAAGAUGUGUCACAUGACAUCCGUCAUCCAAUCAACACCUAUCACUUGGUAGAAAGAUUCGUAUUUUAUUGGUUAUAUCUCUUUGAAAAACUCGCCUGUAAGAAGUGUACAAAAGUCACAGCUGUUAAAGACUUUAAGGCUGCUCAUCACGCGGCCCUACACAACAUCACCAGACUCCCAGUCAUGAGGGAUCUGAACGGUACCAUGCGGGGGAUCCUCCGGCUCUGGCGCACCUACAAACUGGACAUCAACAAACUGAUGCAGGGGGAGGUCCUGGGGUACCGGGGGAGAGGCCUCACCCACAAAGACGUUGUCAGACUGAUAAUGUACGCGGCGGAGCACCCCGAGUUCUACUACGAAGAGAUUGUACUGAGAACUCAAAUGGUCCAUAGCUUGAAAGGUACACGGUUAUACCAUGGGGGAUUGUUUGAGCUGGCAUCUGCCUAUUACAGACAUGGAUUUAUCAACAUUGCAAAGACCAUCUUGGAGUCACUUCUGCCCUUAGGUGAUCAGACACUGACUGCGGCUUACGAUUACUGUCUAAAACACCCUGACGUUAACGUAACCAAGACCCUCACUGCUCCAGAAUCAGACAAACCCUCUUAUGAAGCACUGUGUAGAGGGGAGAUCAAGUCUCCAAAAGAAUUGUCCAAAUUGAAUUGCAAUCACAGAAGAACCCUCAUUCCCAUAUACUGGUCAAAAGAGGAAAUAUUUCAUCAUGAUCCCAGAAUUUCUCUGUUUCAUGACGUCAUUUCUGAUCGAGAGAUUGACAUGGUUCUCAAAAGUUCAGUUUUUCAAUUGACAAGGAGAUACUCUAAAGAUUCUACUAUUGAUGAAAAUGAGGACGUCUUAGCAACGUCCUGGUUGUCGGAACUAAAGACGAAAGCCGUGGUUCCACUGACCAGAAGAAUUCAGCUCAUCACGGGACUGUCCACACACGUGUCCAGAUCUUACUCCGAUUCCGAAAAUUACGAGAUCAACAACUUUGGUGUAGGUGGAAUGCAGAAACCACAUGUGGAUUUCUUGAACAUUUCUUUAGGGGAAUACCAAAAGAAAGAAGAGAGAAGCAUUCGCAUGUCUGGUGACCGUGUAGCUACUUGGGUGUUUUAUUUAUCAGAUGUAGAGAGGGGAGGGGCCACGGUGUUUCCUGAGAUCCGAGUCAGGGUACCUGUUAUCAAGGGAGCAGCAUUAUUUUGGUACAAUAUAAAGCGAAACAACGAUAAAGAUCAGAGAAGUCUUAAUGCUGAAUGUCCAGUGGCGAAAGGAUCCAAAUUUGUUUGCAAAAAGUGGAUAUUAGAGGCAGGUCAGCUGUUCAGAAGGAAAUGUGGGUUAUCUCCAGUUUCUAUAGACACCUGAACAUAAAAGUAUCCCGGGAAACUGUGGACGGGUCAUGUCAGAGUUAUCUUCCUUUGUA
Saccostrea cuccullata (small rock oyster) is the source of this 1653-nucleotide messenger RNA. Its product is annotated as prolyl 4-hydroxylase subunit alpha-1-like. Gene Ontology annotation, biological process: peptidyl-proline hydroxylation to 4-hydroxy-L-proline. Gene Ontology annotation, molecular function: procollagen-proline 4-dioxygenase activity; iron ion binding; protein binding. Bases 18 to 1595 code for a protein of 525 amino acids. Gene Ontology annotation, cellular component: endoplasmic reticulum. Lineage: Eukaryota; Metazoa; Mollusca; Bivalvia; Ostreida; Ostreidae. The transcript has 13 exons. The record is from RefSeq and is a predicted model, not a curated record.